Messenger RNA from Eurytemora carolleeae, 1591 nucleotides. RefSeq lists its product as uncharacterized. Gene Ontology annotation, molecular function: protein tyrosine phosphatase activity. Bases 23 to 1591 code for a protein of 522 amino acids. The record is from RefSeq and is a predicted model, not a curated record. NCBI's taxonomy places the organism in Eukaryota, Metazoa, Arthropoda, Copepoda, Calanoida, Temoridae. Gene Ontology annotation, biological process: protein dephosphorylation. The transcript is spliced from 5 exons.
CAUUUACAGUUCUUGUUUAAUAAUGGUGUUUUUAAUGUUUAAUAAAAUACUUCUUCUUUGCUUUGCAAAUUUUAUUAGCUGCAGUACUGGAACCAUUGUACUCAAUACGAAAAGAAAUGCAAAUGGAGAUUGUAAAGAGAGUGUUCAAGCAUGGGAUAACACAGAUCUCAACUCAAUUGAAAUCCAAUUUAAAAAGAAGUGGUGGAAUUCACAUGAUUUAGAACAAGUUGAUGUUAACUUCUUCUUGGAAGUUUAUAAUGAGCAGAAUAAAGUUAUAACUGUUAACUGGACUCAAAGCGUCAAAAAUCAAGAAAAAAUUAACUUUUCCUCUCAGCUUGGUAGAUUAGAGUUAUGCAAUUCAAAUGGAGAAAAUUUCAAAGUGAAUAUCUUUCUAGAGGUUUCCGGAUGUACAGAAAAUAUUAAAAGACAGGUCACAAACAUGGUUGAUUGGAACUCAGAAAGAGAAUAUAUUAAAGCUCUGUCUGACUCCAAAACUUCAGUCAAUGCAUCCUUUAGAAUAGAAAAUGGUAGCAUGAUAGUGGACAAUUGGGGAGCUUUAAGCAAUCUUAGUGCUUGCUCUGAAAUUUCAUACAUAAGACUUCAGAAUGAACAAAACUACUACUUAUCGGAAAAAGUGUAUAAAACUAGUUUUCUGGUAUUCAGCAAUUUAGCAGAAAUAGUUUUAACUAAAAAUGACUGCUCUGAGAGAAAUUAUUAUUUAGAAAUGGAGUACAAGGACUUUUACAAAAACAAUAAGUUACAAAAAGUUCUCUUUGGUCAUUUGAAAACAAAUUUUCAUGCUGCUGCAAUAUUUUUCAAGAACUUAACAUCCAUGGAUAUAACAACAAAUAAUACUGGAAUAUAUAUCUUAAGGAAAAUACAAUGGCCCAGGAUGGGCUGCAACCCUUCUUUACAAAUAUUCAGUUUAAAAGAUUCUUAUUAUCAUCGGUUAACUUCAACAUUUCAACGAACUCAGGAUUUUCCUUUUUUUCCGUUUGACACACAGACUGGCCAUUGUUAUAUAUCAGCAGGUUAUCCCAUUACUGUAAGGCUAAACGAUGUCAGAGGCAUUCUUGAAGUUGAGAAGCUAAUAACUGCCAGUUAUGGAAAAUAUGUUGCUGACAAUUCUAUUAAAAACAUGAGCUGCAAAGUUUACCAUCUUGGGCUUGAAUCAAAUUUAGAGUUUGUUGGUAGUGAUCUAGCUGUAGCAAGCUCUAUCAGCCAAUAUGGUCUGGUUGGUAUCUCAUUAUUCCUGAUUUUUUGCUCAGUAGCAGCAUUUUUAGUGUUGAGACUCAAGAUAAAUCCCACAGGAUUAACCGUUCUGAAAUUCAACCGGAGGCCUAUAAAACAGAAUAUUGACAGUGCACUGAAAGAAGAUCAAGCUUUGAAAAUGGAAUUUCUUUCAAUUGAAAACACAUCUCUGAAUGAAAUCUACAAGAAAGAAACAUCUUUGGUUGGAAAAACCCCUGAAAAUCGUAAACACAACAGAUACAAUGACAUCAUACCAUUUGAUUCAAAUAUUGUAACCCUUUCUGAAAAAACAGGGGAACCACCAUCAACAUAUAUGAAUUGUUCCUUCAUAAAAUUUUAA